Mycena indigotica is the source of this 372-nucleotide messenger RNA. RefSeq lists its product as uncharacterized. The transcript has 2 exons. The record is from RefSeq and is a predicted model, not a curated record. NCBI's taxonomy places the organism in Eukaryota, Fungi, Basidiomycota, Agaricomycetes, Agaricales, Mycenaceae. The coding region runs from base 1 to 372 and encodes 123 amino acids.
AUGAAGGGCUCUACUCUCGCGCUACCGUGUAGUAACUCGAAAGCAGCUCAUAACGACAACCGAGAAGCUCCGUCGGGACACGACACUGGCCUGCAGUCUUGGGAUGGUUCUCAGGGGAAAACGGAGCAUGGAAUAUCAGUCGUGCUAGCGUUAGCGUAUGCAUAUCGGCUCUCAUCUCCUUGGCUUGACUUUUCAGUCGCAAAUAGAGAAUGCUUAGGACCUGUUGUUCUUACUGGACAUGCCCCGAAUAUCGCUUACUGUCGAGAGAAGAGAGCAGGCGUUGUCGGGGCCUCUUUUAACCACCCAUCUUCCACCCAUUCACCAAAUACUCAAGUUAUCCCCGCUAUCAAUGGCAUAUAUACCCCUCGAUAG